Drosophila ananassae is the source of this 1723-nucleotide messenger RNA. Its product is annotated as probable CoA ligase CCL7. NCBI's taxonomy places the organism in Eukaryota, Metazoa, Arthropoda, Insecta, Diptera, Drosophilidae. The record is from RefSeq and is a predicted model, not a curated record. Gene Ontology annotation, molecular function: long-chain fatty acid-CoA ligase activity. Gene Ontology annotation, biological process: long-chain fatty acid metabolic process; fatty-acyl-CoA biosynthetic process.
AUGUUAACAAAUGCCAUGAAUGCGGCCAAGAAAUUAAGCGUGUCAACAUUGUGGUCGCGGCUUAUUUCAGCCACUGAAAAUACAGUUUUGACUUACGAGGAGCUACUUAAGAACUCGAUUCGCGUAGCUUCUUAUUUGCGAUCACUGGGCCUUGGGUAGUCCGAUGUGGUUGGAAUGGUUGCAAGGAAUACCACUCAUAUUUCCGCAGUGGCAUAUGCUUGUUUCUUUAAUGGAACCGCUUAUCAUGCUCUAAGCCUCACAAACGAUCAUAGUACAAUAGGAAAACUAUUCAGUGUUACCAAGCCAAGUGUCAUCUUCUGUGACGGAGAUGAGUUCGAGAAGAUCCAAGCUGCCACAUCACAUUUGAACGUGAAGAUAGUCACCAUGCGCAAACACCACCCAGAUUCCAUUCCGAUUGAGGAGGUUUUAGAAACACCAAUCGAGGAUAAUUUCCUUCCGGUUAGCCUAGAGAAGGGCAACGAUCAGACCCUGGCCAUAGUCUGCUCGUCGGGCACGACAGGAACCCCAAAGCCGGUGACAGUAUCUAACAGAAGACAAAUGUCGUCUAUCAAUCAGUCUAGCCUGACAUCAGCAGAUGUGCAAUAUACCAGCAGCCAAUUGGAAUGGAUAAGCGGUAUAAUGACGAUCAUCACUUCUGCGGCUUACAGCACCACACGAAUUAUAGACGAUAAUGCCUUCGAUCCUAACUUUGUGCUAAAACUCAUAGAAAAGUACAAGAUAACGUGGUACAUCUGCGUUACUUCCACCUUAGCCCAGUUAACAAACUGUGCGGGGUUUUGCACCGCCGAUAUGUCCAGUUUGAGGGUUCUCUUUUACGGAGGAACUCGACUGUCUCUGGAGAUCCAAAGACGCGUGAGAAAUCGUCUCAGCAGGUAUAUGGACAAAGACGGUUUCCUAUACAUUCUGGAUCGCAUAGACGACAUGUUAAAGUACCAGACAUGUAUGUACUAUCCCAAUGAAAUCGAGAGCAUCAUCGCCAAAAUGCCACAAGUGGCAGAGGUAUGUGUCUUUGGCAUAAACGAUGAAAUCAAUGGAGACGAGGCUGCCGCUACGGUGGUGAAGACAAAAGGAAGUCAGCUCUGCGCCCAGGAUGUUGUGGAUUAUGUCAAAAGCCAGACGGAUUCUAAUUACAAGCAUCUGAAUGCUGGAGCCAUUAUAGUGGCCGAUUUAAAGCGCAGUACCAAUGGGAAGACCAAUCGAAAAGCCAACAAAGAAUACUUUUUAACACAAAUUAAAGUAGCUUAAGGGGGACUGGGAUUCCCACCUAUUUUUUGUUCACUCAUUAGCACUUUUUCGAGAUGUAAACAUUUGAGAGCAAGCUCAAUCAAAUUAAAUGCAAAUUUUGCGGCACUCGACUUGUACGCAAUCAGCUCUAGCUCACCGAGUUCACCCACGCAAACAAAAGAUACUUGACUGCAACUGCUGCAUUGCUUUGGUGGUUUCAAUCAGCCAACAAUCAGCAACAACAUUUUCACCAGGCCAAUAACAAAAUAGAGUCAGUCUACGACUCUGGUAGUACAGUGUCUGGUCGCUUUUCUAUUUCACAUUUUCGAUCCGAACCAUUUUCUGCUAGCACUCCAAAAUCGUUUCUGCUGGCACCGCAAAUUGUUGUCAGACACAUUCGGUGAAUGAAACCAACAAUCCGACAAACAAACAGACAACAUAAAUACAGGCCACAAAUGCAAAUAAAAGAGUUCGAGCA